Messenger RNA from Dicrocoelium dendriticum, 989 nucleotides. NCBI's taxonomy places the organism in Eukaryota, Metazoa, Platyhelminthes, Trematoda, Plagiorchiida, Dicrocoeliidae. The record is from the annotation of a GenBank genome assembly.
GAUGUGUGUCUUAUGCGGACAGCCGCAGUCGGUGGACACUUGGGAGGAUCACUCACUCACCCACCGAAACCCCCGUAUGACGUGGAGUGGAAUCCAGUUGACGAGACCUCAACGGAUCGUACUGUCACAUCGACAGUCGAAAGUGUACAGGUGUUACCUCUGUGCACGUCGCUUCGUCACUCGUUUCGGUUGUCAACGCCAUCUGACUGGCUUACACAAGUUGGCCAAAUCGCGCAUCAACUGGGAUUCUCUAAUUGACACAGAUUGCACACGAGGUGCGAGACAUUCCACAUUGGAAGCGUCAGAAGGCUCGGAUUCACAAUUUACAUCUUUCAGCCAAACAACUCAGUCGCAUCCCAGUGCACCGAUUCUCAGCUGGUCUUCCGGUGACCAACCCAGAUCUCAGCAGUCUCUCUCGUAUACCAUGGGGAAUCAACAGGUAUCACCUCCCCGUGCAUCAUCGGACACCGUGUGGCUUCGUCCCAAUACAGACACGCAUACGGAUCAUCAACAAAGCGAGUGUGGCGGUUCCGACAUUCACUGUUGCACGAUAUGCCAAAUCCCAUUUCUCUCUCACCGAAGUCUCUCCAUUCACCAGGCCGCUGCCCACGUAUCCACUGUUUGAAGUUGACACGUUUUGACUGCUUGUUCUCUUCUGUUCCUCCUCUGCUCGCUUUGCACCUCAACUCCGGUUUCAGUUGUACAGUUGCCGUUUUAAUACGGACCAGUUUUACCACUUGCCAUGCCCCGUUCGUUUGCUUUUGUACAGUUUAUCUUCUUCCAAAGCCGGUUCUCUUUGCUUGUGCGUUUGUUCGCAGUGAAUUCUGGAUAAUCUUUUUUUACUACUACACUUCAUUGCUUUGCAUUUUUUAUGGUCCAGCGUAUUCUUCUUCUUCCUGGGGUACCACAAAUUGGUUCCUUCAGGCUUGUGUUCGUUUUUGCGGGACACCUCACUAACCGAUCGAAUGUAGUCGGCAUGCGUUAGUCGC